AUGCCUUCUUCUUCUUCUUCUUCUUCUUCUCCCACUUCCGUGGCUUCUUCUAAUCCUACUGCUUCCUCUUCUUUGCCUUCUUUCCACUGUUAUCAUUAUUCCCACGCAGCCAACAGCAGGCUGCCGCCGGGCAAUAAUAAACUCUCCAGUGACAGCCCCUCGACCUGCUACCAACAGGCAAAGAGGGUAGCGGAUCAAAUUGUUCCCAACACGACUCCUCUCACCACAGGCGACCCCUGCCCCUCUGUCGUACCCGGUUUGAACUACGCCUUUGCACCAGCCCCGGCGGAGAUGAUGCCUUUCCCCCAAACCAGCCAUGAGGAAUCCUGGAUCAAAGGGACCGCCUAUGGCUCUGUUCUCAACCAGUCCCAGAUUCCUCGAGCGCUACUGGUCCACCAGGACGGUAUCCAGCCCUUUUCUCGCGGUAACCACCAUCGAGUGGCUUCUCACCCAGUUCCUAUGGCCCACCCGUCAUAUGAAAAUAAGUGUGCAACAGACUGGUCUACAGUGUCGCACCUGUCAUACCAACACCAACACUCUGCUGGCGAUGUAAUUGAUCUCACUCAUUCAACGCGGUCACCCUCCAUCAGUUCAGCAUCAUAUCAAACUCCAGGACCUAGCGACAAGACAGCUUCGUUUCAGUCCAACGACACAGAUGGCAUUCGAACGAGCUCCAAGGACGCCAACGAAGAUAAGAACGUCGAGCUUCCGUAUUCGACUCUUAUCUACCAGGCUCUGAUCAAUACGUCUGGAAACAUGCUCUCCUUGCAGGAAAUCUACAAAUGGUUUGAAGAGAACACUUCGAAAGGAAAAGACAAGUCCAAGGGAUGGCAGAACAGCGUCCGUCACAAUUUGUCUAUGAACGCGGCAUUCGAGGCGGUCAAAGGAGAGCCCAGCAACGGGAAAAAAGGGGGUAAUCUUUGGAGAUUGACGGAAGAGGCCAUCCAGAACGGGGUGAUGUCGACUACAAGGUUUCGAAAGCAGGCGACCUACAAGAGAACCAUGAGCUCGGACAGUCCUGCUCCGCAGCGACAGCAGUCGGGGGCCAAAGGUGGGAAAGCGGCUCGCAAUUCGGCCAGACUUCGUGGCCAGGAGGACAAGGCGCGCAAAGAAAAGAGCCGUCAGCAGUACCCUGCAUUCGACCGCCCACGACAGACGCCCGUUCAUCCGCCGCCGGCCCAUAUGAUGUGGCAAUUCCACACCCCGGUACCUCAUCCUCCGAAUCCCCCCCAUACGGCAGACUCGCUGGCCGCCGGCCUGGAAACCGUCGUUGGCUGCACCCAUCAUUUGCCGCCCUCUCUGUUCUGCGAUAUGCCCGGCUCAGGUCCGGACUAUAGUCACCUCAAUCUCAAUUUUGGGUUGGGGGCGGCAGCAGUCUUUGGGAUCAACUCCAAUGGGUACGGCGCCAACAAUGAACUCCCGACCGAUCUCCAGCUCGGUGUAUAG
This is a messenger RNA of Penicilliopsis zonata CBS 506.65, 1446 nucleotides long. RefSeq lists its product as hypothetical. NCBI's taxonomy places the organism in Eukaryota, Fungi, Ascomycota, Eurotiomycetes, Eurotiales, Aspergillaceae. The record is from RefSeq and is a predicted model, not a curated record. The transcript has 3 exons. Bases 1 to 1446 code for a protein of 481 amino acids. Gene Ontology annotation, molecular function: RNA polymerase II cis-regulatory region sequence-specific DNA binding; DNA-binding transcription factor activity, RNA polymerase II-specific. Gene Ontology annotation, biological process: regulation of transcription by RNA polymerase II.